Trematosphaeria pertusa is the source of this 1475-nucleotide messenger RNA. RefSeq lists its product as uncharacterized. The transcript is spliced from 3 exons. The coding region runs from base 348 to 1229 and encodes 293 amino acids. NCBI's taxonomy places the organism in Eukaryota, Fungi, Ascomycota, Dothideomycetes, Pleosporales, Trematosphaeriaceae. The record is from RefSeq and is a predicted model, not a curated record.
CUUUCUCAAACUCGAACCGGUCAAAAAUCGCAGAUGUUGUCAUUGUACUACUAUCGCAGAUCGUGUUUUCCAUAGACUACCUUACGCUUCCGGUGAAAGAAUGGAACAGUCAUCGCGCUACUCCCUUCGAUAGAUCCACGAGACUUGCCAGGUAAUCUAGAAUAUCCUGGUUGAUACCCUGAUGGGAAUUGCCCCCUAGUCGCAGUGCCUCAAUCGCAGGAUAUUCACUCACUACCACAAGGUAGCAAACUCCCCGUUCACGGAGCUAUAUAUACAAACCCUCUUCUCCCACCGCCACAUACCCGCUCUCACCAUUCAAAUUACGCGCAACCGACAACCAACUUUAUAUGUCCGAACUCAACCCACGCACUUUCGCCGCGAUGUCGAAGUUGACCACCAAAUACGGCCGCACCGGCACACCGGAAGAAUGGCGCAACAACGACCAAGAGCAUACGCCCUACCGCAAGUCCGUCGGAUCGACCGUUAACUACUCCCGUGACCUCACUAUCGACCCCGAACUCGCUGCUAGGGUGAAGAAGUACGUGGUGGAGAAGUGGUGGGCGGAUUUGUGUCGUAGUGCAAAUCAGGAGUGCUUCUGGGAUGGCUUGUUUGAAAAGCAGUGGUUUGAUGAUAACGGUGUGCUUGAUGUGAAGGAGCCGGCUUUUCGGAAGAUCGUGCAGUCGCUGGGAAUCGUGUACAUGCAUAUUGCCAAGAACUUCGGAGAGGAGACCAUGGGCGGAUGGAAGCUCCGCUGGGCCAUGGACAAGAACGGUGAAGCGUUCAUCCAUGUCGUAAAUGCAGACCUCGACAGGGGCUUUGGCAUGGGCCAGCCAACUUCCGGAUUUCUCGACUACGCGAGCGAGCUGGCUGCCUUACGGAAGCAGCGCGAUGCCGGGGAGUAUCUGACAAUCCCGAAGGACAAGAAGUUCUACUUCGACCAGCCCACCCCCAAGCCUGAGAUGAAAGGCGAGGGCAAGCAACCCCUCAAGGACGUCACCAACACACCAUCCUCAGGCAUGGCCGAAAUCCCAGUCACACCAGCAAAGAAGACACUCCCAAAGGCAGAAGAAUCCCAGCUUGACAACGAGGAGUGGACCAUCAUCGACGACAAUGGCACUGACGGCAGCAUAUGGGACGAAGCCAAGAAGAAAGGUCCACAGAAUGACGGCUAUGCCUAUGAUGUCAAGGACGCAAAGCCGGCCCGGAAAGGCUGGUUCUGGUCGCGAUAAGGGUGAGGUAGGAGUAUCUUUGAUGGGGUGAAGGCUUGCGAUCGUGUGGCGUGGUUCUUUGUGGAGGCCUUUCGAAGCCAUGGUAGAGUGCAUCAACACUGCACUAUUUCAUCCUUAUAUGGGGAGUCGAUUGCGUUGUGCUUCAGGCGCUGGAGUGUUCCAUGGGUACUUUCUCGGUUCAUGCGGAUGCUGGAACGACAGUUAUGAACCGCAUGUGGGCGCCUUACACCAGUCUUAUAUUCGAUA